Molecule: messenger RNA, 1509 nt
Organism: Microcebus murinus (gray mouse lemur)
Lineage: Eukaryota; Metazoa; Chordata; Mammalia; Primates; Cheirogaleidae
Gene: CDCA7L
Product: cell division cycle associated 7 like
Biological process (GO): regulation of DNA-templated transcription
Cellular component (GO): nucleus
Source: RefSeq, a predicted model, not a curated record
CCCUCCUGGGGCCCGCUGCAGCUGCGGGCGCGGUGCGCUGGCUGCGCGGCCGCGGGGCGUUCUCCGUGCGCUGGGCGGGUGGCGAGCGAGGUUCCCGUGGCCCCACGCUAGGAGGAGGCUGGAACUUCGUUAGGAAGAAUGGAAUUGGCGACUCGCUACCAGAUCCCAAAAGAAGUGGCUGACAUCUUUAACGCCCCCAGUGAUGAUGAAGAGUUCGUGGGUUUCCAAGAUGAUGUUCCCAUGGAAACCCUCUCAUCGGAGGAGAGCUGCGAUAGUUUUGACUCGCUGGAGUCGGGGAAACAGCAGGAUGUGCGUUUCCACUCUAAAUACUUCACAGAAGAGCUAAGAAGAAUUUUUAUAGAGGACACUGACUCAGAGACCGAAGAUUUCGAAGGGUUUACGCAGAGUGAACUGAACGUGAAGAGUAACCCAGAAGUGAUGCUUGUGGAGUCAGAUUUGAGUGACAACGGCCAGGCAUCUUUGGUGAGUGAGGAAGAGGAAGCUGAUGAAGAAGAUCAGGCUACACCUAGAAGGAGGAGGUCUAGACGAAGCAGUAUUGGUCUUCGAGUAGCCUUUCAGUUCCCCACCAAGAAGUUGGCCAAAAAAUCAGAUAAAAACGGUUCUUCCGAGCAGUUGUUUUCUAGCUCACGCUUACAUAACGAUAAAAAUCCAAUUCCUGGAAGAAAGAAAGGCCGUAGGCAGGGGGUGGAACAGGAAGAUUCUACCUCUGAGUCUGAGGACUCCAGGGAUGAGAGCCAGGAGAGUUCGGACGCCCUGCUGAGAAGGACCAUGAACAUCAAGGAGAACAAGGCCAUGCUUGCCCAGUUAUUGGCGGAACUGAACUCAGUGCCAGAUUUCUUCCCUGCACGAACCCCGACCUCAACUUCUAAGAAGAAAACCGCGAGGCGGGCGUUCUCGGAGGGACAGAUCACGCGGCGCAUGAACCCUACCCGGAGCGCGCGGCCUCCUGAGAAGUUUGCUCUGGAGAACUUCACUUUCUCAGCCGCCAAGUUUGCAGAAGAGUUUUACAGCUUCAGAAGAAGGAAGACGAUCAGUGGGGGUAAAGGCCGGGAGUAUAGACGACGUCACCGGAUAUCUUCCUUCCGGCCAGUGGAGGAUAUCACCGAAGAGGACUUAGAAAACGUUGCCAUAACCGUUCGAGAUAAAAUCUAUGAUAAAGUGCUGGGUAACACGUGCCAUCAGUGUCGGCAGAAGACCAUUGACACCAAGACAGUGUGCCGGAACCAGGGCUGUGGCGGCGUGCGAGGGCAGUUCUGUGGGCCCUGCCUGCGGAACCGCUAUGGGGAGGACGUGAGAUCGGCGUUGCUGGACCCGGGCUGGGUGUGUCCUCCCUGCCGUGGGAUCUGCAACUGCAGUUACUGUCGGAAGCGUGACGGCCGCUGUGCCACAGGAAUCCUCAUUCAUCUGGCCAAGUUUUAUGGUUACGACAACGUUAAGGAGUAUCUGGAGAGCUUACAAAAGCAGCUGGUAGAAGAUAAGUAAGAGAAA